AUGCUGGACGGCCUGAAGAUGGAGGAGAACUUCCACAGCGCCGUCGAGACUUCGGCCUCCUUCUCGUCGCUGCUGGGCAGAGCGGUGAGCCCCAAGUCUGUCUGCGAGGGCUGUCAACGGGUCAUCUCGGACAGGUUUCUGCUGCGGCUGAACGACAGCUUCUGGCAUGAGCAGUGCGUGCAGUGCGCCUCCUGCAAAGAGCCCCUGGAGACCACCUGCUUCUACCGGGACAAGAAGCUCUACUGCAAGUAUGACUACGAGAAGCUGUUUGCUGUCAAAUGUGGGGGCUGCUUUGAGGCCAUCGCUCCCAACGAGUUUGUGAUGCGGGCCCAGAAGAGUGUGUACCACCUGAGCUGCUUCUGCUGCUGUGUCUGUGAGCGGCAGCUCCAGAAGGGUGAUGAGUUUGUCUUGAAGGAGGGGCAGCUGCUCUGCAAAGGGGACUAUGAGAAAGAGCGGGAGCUGCUCAGCCUGGUGAGCCCAGCAGCGUCAGACUCAGGCAAAAGUGAUGAUGAAGAAAGUCUUUGCAAGUCAGCCCAUGGGGCAGGGAAAGGAACUGCUGAGGAUGGCAAAGACCAUAAACGCCCCAAACGUCCCAGAACCAUCUUGACAACCCAACAAAGGAGAGCAUUCAAGGCCUCGUUUGAAGUAUCCUCCAAGCCAUGCAGGAAGGUGAGGGAGACCCUGGCUGCAGAGACAGGGCUGAGUGUCCGUGUGGUCCAGGUGUGGUUCCAGAACCAGAGAGCUAAGAUGAAGAAGUUGGCCCGGCGGCAGCAGCAACAGCAGCAAGAUCAGCAGAACACCCAGAGGCUGAGUUCCGCUCAGACAAAUGGUGGCGGGAAUGCUGGGAUGGAAGGGAUCAUGAACCCCUACACGGCUCUGCCCACCCCACAGCAGCUCCUGGCCAUCGAGCAGAGUGUCUACAGCUCAGAUCCCUUCCGACAGGGUCUCACCCCACCCCAGAUGCCUGGAGACCACAUGCACCCCUAUGGUGCCGAGCCCCUUUUCCAUGACCUGGAUAGUGACGACGCCUCCCUCAGUAACCUGGGUGACUGUUUCCUAGCAACCUCAGAAGCCGGACCCCUGCAGUCCAGAGUGGGAAACCCCAUUGAUCACCUGUACUCCAUGCAGAAUUCUUACUUCACCUCUUGAGUCUUCCCCCAGAGUUCUGUGGCUAGGCUCCCAUAUGGAACAACCACAUUAUGUGAGGGGUCGGCUGGCUUUAGGAUGGGGAGG
Diceros bicornis minor is the source of this 1233-nucleotide messenger RNA. RefSeq names its product LIM homeobox transcription factor 1 alpha (gene LMX1A). The record is from RefSeq and is a predicted model, not a curated record. The transcript is spliced from 8 exons. Lineage: Eukaryota; Metazoa; Chordata; Mammalia; Perissodactyla; Rhinocerotidae. Bases 1 to 1149 code for a protein of 382 amino acids. Gene Ontology annotation, cellular component: nucleus. Gene Ontology annotation, biological process: neuron differentiation; regulation of transcription by RNA polymerase II. Gene Ontology annotation, molecular function: DNA-binding transcription factor activity, RNA polymerase II-specific; RNA polymerase II transcription regulatory region sequence-specific DNA binding.